Racocetra fulgida is the source of this 400-nucleotide messenger RNA. The record is from the annotation of a GenBank genome assembly. Lineage: Eukaryota; Fungi; Glomeromycota; Glomeromycetes; Diversisporales; Gigasporaceae.
AUGGACCAAAAAUCAGUUGAUCCAAAAUCGUUCAUUCAAAUUAAUAUCCCAUCUAAAUCGGCGAAAAGACGUAGUAGUAACAGCAAUUCUACAAUUCCCACAUCAUUACAAUAUAACAAACACGAUUUACAAAAUAUAAAAAAAGAAUUAAAAACUAACAGCACAACUUGCCUAACGUCGGUCCAAAUAACAGUGCGACGGGUGGAGGCUUUAACGGAAGCAUCAUUCAUGGUGGUGUUUGGAAGUCCUAGUAUACACAGAUUAGGAAGUCCUUUCAGUCAUAGAACAGGAAGUCCUAGCAUUCAUAAAACGGGAAGUCCUAGUAUUCAUAAAAGUACAUCAAAAGAAAAAGGUUCUAAGAAAAGAGGCUCAAGUAUUAAAGCUAAAAAAGAUGAUUCAG